AUGUCAAGCCCCAAAUGGAUAUACAAGAUCAUUCCACACUCCUCCGUCGAUACCCGCUACACGUUCCCCAUUCCUAUCCCAGCGUCACACACCUUCUACCUCUCUGAAUUGGACUACAAAGAUGGCUUUGUUCAUCUCUCCACCGCGAAUCAAGUCCCUGGAACACUCAACAGAUUCUUUGCAGAUGUACCUUCAGUCGUUCUGCUCCGUUUAGAAACGGACAGGGUGGGAUCGUUCAAGCGGCUGACAUGGGAUGAGAAUGACGGGCAGAAAUACCCGCAUUUACAUGCUCAUCUGGAAGGAGAGAACGUGGACUCGUUCAAGGAGGUGCAUAAAGGAGACAGCGAGAAGGGUUGGGAUACAGCCUUGUCGAAACCGGAUAUCGCAAAGUGGCUGGAAUGA
Molecule: messenger RNA, 402 nt
Organism: Kockovaella imperatae
Lineage: Eukaryota; Fungi; Basidiomycota; Tremellomycetes; Tremellales; Cuniculitremaceae
Exons: 3
Coding region: 1-402 (133 amino acids)
Source: RefSeq, a predicted model, not a curated record